This is a messenger RNA of Cottoperca gobio, 2948 nucleotides long. It is a transcript of the gene slc2a2, whose product is annotated as solute carrier family 2 member 2. The transcript is spliced from 12 exons. The coding region runs from base 94 to 1620 and encodes 508 amino acids. The record is from RefSeq and is a predicted model, not a curated record. Lineage: Eukaryota; Metazoa; Chordata; Actinopteri; Perciformes; Bovichtidae. Gene Ontology annotation, biological process: dehydroascorbic acid transport. Gene Ontology annotation, molecular function: D-glucose transmembrane transporter activity. Gene Ontology annotation, cellular component: plasma membrane; brush border.
GCAUGUUUCAGUCGAUUAGUGAGUGGACACAGCGUGAUUGAGCAUGCAGCUUUCAUUGAUCAUUACCAACCUGGCUGACACUCUGGACCCAUCAUGGAGUCGGGAAAGCAGCUUACAGGUACAUUGGCCCUAGCUGUGUUCACUUCUACUUUGGGGUCCCUGCAGUAUGGCUACAGUCUUGGAGUUAUCAACGCACCCCAGAAGGUCAUUGAAAAGUAUUAUGGCCAGUCACUGGGGGUGUGGUCAGAGAGGGCCACGGUCCUGUCAGGAAACAGCACAGAAGAACCAGAUCUCUCAGUGGUGGAACGACACCCUGCCGUGGUCAUGUAUUGGUCAUUGUCGGUGGCAAUCUUCUCCAUUGGAGGCAUGUUAUCCUCCUUCCUGGUGGGAUUUGUGGGAGACCUGAGAGGGAGGGUGAAGGGCAUGCUAAUGGUUAAUGUUCUGGCCGUAGCUGCCGGACUGCUGAUGGGUCUUGCCAGGAUGUGGAAACCUCACAUCAUGGUCAUCUCCGGCCGCGCUGUAAUGGGCUUCUACUGUGGGUUGACAUCCGGGCUAGUGCCUAUGUACAUUGGAGAGAUUGCACCGAAGGCUUACAGAGGGGCUCUGGGGACAUUACACCAGCUGGCUAUUGUCACUGGCAUCCUAAUCAGCCAGGUAAUAGGCUUGGACUUUGUGUUUGGUAAUGAUGAUAUGUGGCCCCUGUUGCUUGGUCUGUCUGGAGCUCCGGCAGUGUUACAAUCUUUUAUGCUGCCUUUAUGCCCUGAGAGUCCACGGUACCUUUACAUUGUCCUGGGCAAGGAGCAAGAGGCUCGGAAAAGUCUGCAUCGUCUAAAGGGGGAAUAUGAUCCAACUCCUGAUCUGGAAGAGAUGAGGAGAGAGAAAGAGGAGGCAGACAAGGAGCCCAGGGUCUCUAUCCUUUCUUUGAUCCGCUCCUCCGUGUACAGACAGCAGCUGUGUGUUGCCCUCAUGAUGCACCUCUCCCAACAGUUGUCUGGCAUCAAUGCGAUCUUUUAUUACUCUACGGAUAUCUUCACUCGGGCUGGUGUCAGUCAGCCGGUCUACGCGACCAUAGGAGUCGGAGUUAUCAACACGGUCUUCACUAUGGUGUCUGUUGCACUGGUGGACAAGGCUGGCAGGCGCACUCUCACUCUGAUUGGUCUGGGAGGGAUGUGCUUCAGUGCAAUUGCCAUGACAGUGGGCCUCAAACUCCAGAGUGAAUACUCAUGGAUGAGCUACGUCAGCAUGUCAUCUAUCUUCCUCUUUGUGAGCUUCUUUGAAAUUGGUCCUGGUCCCAUCCCGUGGUUCAUAGUUGCUGAGCUGUUCAGUCAGGGACCUCGACCUGCGGCCAUCGCUUUAGCCGGCUGCUGCAACUGGACCAGCAACUUCAUUAUAGGCAUGACCUUUCCAUAUAUACAGUCUUUGUUGGAUUCUUACGUAUUCAUCCUGUUUGCUGUGCUGCUUCUCGGCUUCACUGUGUUUAUUUAUCUUCGGGUCCCCGAGACCAAGGGAAAAACUUUUGAGGAGAUUGCUGCGGUCUUCCAGAAGGGCCGGAAAAAGUUGGCACAGGAUCCCAAAGACGCUACUGAGCUGCAGCAGCUCAAAACAUCCACAGACGCUUGAAACGACAACGAUGUAUUUUUGUGAUCUGUUUGUUGUUGUAUGUGCAAGGGCGUUGUCUUUCUGUCAGUAUUUCAGAUGUCAAGUGUUUAUGUAGCUUCAUCCUUCAAGUAUUAUAAUAACUGGUGAAUCAGUUUUCAUAAUGCAAAUAUGAGAGUUACACUAAAACCAGCAAUGACUAUCACAUUUCUCUUAUAUGGAAGGUUGUUUACAGUUAUUCAAAAAGAAAAAACGUGUACUGCAGUAUUGUGACUUGAUAGGUUAAAGCUGCUAUAAUCAAUAUUGGAUUGCAUGACUAUUUGUUAGUGAAAAGGGUUGCUCGGAUGGUUGAACCUACAGAGAAUUAUGACCCGACUCUGCAGUCCCCUACGCUCUGCUGAGCUUUAUGGAGUCUUAUAUUGAUGUGGUUUUCAGGUUUUAGUGUUUUAGUUAGCUGCUACUGCUCUCAUAGCUCCGGUGUUUUGGCCUCAACAGGCAGAUGCUUUCAGCAAAAAAGCUCUAGAAACCCACUGUACACUACCUGCCCAGCACUAGACAAGGCCGACAAAGUUAGCGAACAGCUAGUGAACAUAGAGGAGCAUUUAGGAGCUAAAGGGCCAGAUAUUUCCCUCAUUGGGCUUAUGUUUAUCGGCUGAUCAACAAAACAACUCCAAAUGAAUGCUAACGUUGUCCUAUGUCUGCUGGAUUUGUAAAUUAAGUUUGUCAGCGUUGUGAUCACAGCUUUCUUUUCUGCUGGUUUAUCAUUAAAAAUGCAUUUAAAAACUAACUGUGGAAUUGGUAUGCCAAGAAAUGAAAUGGCAUAACUCACUCAGUAUUGAAGUAUUUGUCUAAUAUUACUUAAAAGGAUAUUAAUUAUCUGUGGAAUUACUUACACUAUACACUAUAAUUACACAAUUACACUAUUUUCUGUCUUACCAUGAGCCCUCACUCAAAAAUGAUCUGCUCAUUGUUACUUCUCUUGAAUGUUUGGCCUUCACUGUGCAGAAUGAUGUAUGUAUGUAUGUAUGUAUGUAUGUAUGUAUGUAUGUAUGUAUGUAUGUAUGUAUGUAUGUAUGUAUGUAUGUAUGUAUGUAUGAGUUUGACACUAGAAGGCUGUUUUCACAUUAACUUGCUGAGGUUUCUCUGUGGACACUUUAAACCUGAGUUUAAGGCAUGUAUGCCUGACCAUUACUUUCUGACGUCACAACUAGUUUAGAAGCCAACCGUGGUCCAAUAUGCAACUUACAAAUAUUGUGAUGUGGAAACUUGAAGUCCUUCAGUGCACAUACUGUGAACUUCUAGGAGUAGUGGGAGACAUCUCGUGUAAAUCAACAAAUAAACUUUUGAAAUAA